AUGGUGAUAUUUAUGGCUCUCGCUGUCUGCUGCACUUCCAGAGGAGGAGGCCCCGCUGCAGGAGGAGCCGGGAGGCGGAGAAGAGGCGCCGCGAGUUGUGGAUUUGGAGCAGCUGGUGCCCGUGGGGGGCGUGUUCCACAUCUCUGUCCUGCGGCUGCCGCCCCAGGCCCAGGACGUCGGGGACUGGAUCAUGGUGGAGGCCAAUGGUGGAGAACUGAUGGCAUCAGCAAGAUAACCUAUGAAGCAGAAGAAAAGAGGAUCACCUUCAGCAUGGGUGGCUUUUCUACAGUAGCCCUUCUCCAGGAUGCUCACCUGAACCUGCCCUAUCAGGCCUGGGAAUUGCACCCUACUGGUGAGGAUGAAGGACUCUUCACAGUCACUGCAGCCUUUGCAACCAUUCAGAUACAAAUUAAGGAUAAUCAGUGUAUGUUGUCUUCAGUAGUGGUGGAAGAGAAGGAGGUGCUUUCCCACAUCACAGGGAAAUGGAUGAGUCCUGUUGCCCUCAGAGCAGCUUUGAAAAGAGCUGGAGUGAACAUUUUCCCAGCAGAGCACUCUCCCAAGUAUGUCCCUGUGCCCAGGAAGGGUGCCCUGGCAGAAGUGAGGGCCUAUGAACAGAUGGCUCUGCUGGCAGCUGCUUUUGCUCACAGCAAGUGGAAUGGAGAAGCAGGGCCAGAGCAAGUCGUGUUCAAGGUGAGUGAACAUCUGACAGCAGGUUCUGCCAAAGGCAGCCACUGGUCUCUUUUGAUGUUCGAUGGUGAGAAAGUGCAACACCUCAAGCUCACUGAAACCAGUGAAGCUUUUUCAGAAGAGGUGCAAGAAGAGUCUGAAUUUCACUCCACCUACCAUACGGUCAAGGAUUCUGCCAGCAAUGAAGUGGAAAAAGUGGAAAGAGCUGGCUGCAUGUUCAUUGAUUCUGUGUAUCAGCUGCUCCUUGCUACCAGAGUCUUGGCAUACUCUUAGAUACUACUGCAUGCUUUCCUUCAAAACUUUAUUAUCAAAAGCUUUCAAUAAAGUUACAUUUCAAGUUUUAAAUACUUUUCUAUUCAAAACAUUUAAACAGGUUCUGAAAUGCAAACAUUUUAUCUUUGUUCAAGCAAAAUAAAUUCUUUAUUCAAUUGUGGCCAGACCACCUAGACAUGUUUAUUGUUAGCUACGUUCAAAAAAUUGCUGUUCUUUUGUAAACCUCAGUAGAACUGAGAUCCUUCUAGCUGCUUUUGAAGAUGACUUUUGUCAGAAUAGGAAAUAUUUUUUUUCAGUUCAAG
This is a messenger RNA of Zonotrichia albicollis (white-throated sparrow), 1262 nucleotides long. Its product is annotated as dynein axonemal intermediate chain 7-like. The record is from RefSeq and is a predicted model, not a curated record. NCBI's taxonomy places the organism in Eukaryota, Metazoa, Chordata, Aves, Passeriformes, Passerellidae. Gene Ontology annotation, molecular function: beta-tubulin binding; microtubule binding. Gene Ontology annotation, cellular component: axoneme.